Messenger RNA from Paramormyrops kingsleyae, 2716 nucleotides. Its product is annotated as profilin-2. NCBI's taxonomy places the organism in Eukaryota, Metazoa, Chordata, Actinopteri, Osteoglossiformes, Mormyridae. The record is from RefSeq and is a predicted model, not a curated record. Gene Ontology annotation, cellular component: cytoplasm. Gene Ontology annotation, molecular function: actin binding. Gene Ontology annotation, biological process: actin cytoskeleton organization; positive regulation of actin filament bundle assembly; regulation of actin filament polymerization.
CCAGUCAGCGACCGUUCGCAUAGGCUGCUUCUCUCUGCCUGCCGAAAAAAGCACAUUAAAGCGGGGACGCCACGGAGCUCGGAGUCAGGGUUAUCGCCGGAGAAACCGCAGCUCCAGGGAAGCGCGAAGCAACCACGCUGCCGCAGUAUUAACGACGGAAGCUCGUUUCCCGUUGUUCUUUUUUUAAAAAUACAUUUUAGUAAAAGACGCAGUUAUGUCCUGGCAAGGCUACGUGGAUAACCUGAUGGCCGAUGGCUGCUGCCAGGACUCCGCCAUUGUUGGGUACACGGAAUCCAAAUAUGUCUGGGCAGCACAUCCCGGUGGCACUUUUAGCAAUAUAACGGCUCAAGAAAUUGACGUCAUAGUAGGAAAGGACCGAGAGAGUUUCUUCACCAAUGGAUUGACUUUAGGUCACAAGAAGUGCUCCGUGAUCAGAGACAGCCUUCUAGUUGAUGGUGACUGGACAAUGGACAUCAGGACAAAGAGUCACAGCGGCGAGGCUACGUAUAAUAUUUCUGUAGGCAGAGCUGGCAAAGCGUUGGUUUUAGUCAUGGGAAAGGAUGGUAUCCAUGGAGGGCAGCUCAACAAGAAAGCAUUUAUCAUGGCUGACUACCUGAGAAAGUCUGGAUAUUAAGCAGCCUCUGCCCAUUCAUCUAGAAGCUCAUAAUCACCCUGUUGCGUCAAGAGAACUACCUGAUGUAGUUGGUAGAUGCUUCCCUCUCCCCUUAUUUUAUUUUCCUCCCCCCUUUGUUUUUGUCAUCCUUUGUUAACCUCCUACCCAAGUACUGCUUUAAUUUGUAUGCAUUUACACUGUAUACCCAAUCCUGCUUUGGCAUCAUCGUUUCACUUUAGUAUAUCACACUAUUAUCAUAAUGCAAUGACUUUAUUUAAAACGAAAGCUGAUACAGGUCUGGGCGCUACUUAGCGAAACACAGGGCUCUUAGUGAAUAGCUAGUGAAGGAAUUUAACUGACGAGCCUACAUGAAGGUGCCUGGUAGUAGCCUUGGAUUGACCAAUGGCCUUUUGAGCACUUUGAGCGAUUUAGAAGCUCAUACUGUCUUCCUUUUCUAGAGAAUGUCUGGGAGGGAAACUGCAUGCAUAUCGUCUAGCUCAGUGUUCCCCAUGCCGGUCCUCGUGGGCCCCCAGUCAGUUCACGAUUUUGCUCCAUGCUAGAUAGUGAACUGUCUAAGGCAAGCCUGCCAAAUCCUCCCCCUGAGAUCUACCACCCUGCAGAGCUUAGGUACAGCCAUAAUUUAACACACCUGAUACAGAUAAUCAGGCACUUCAGUUAAAUCUCAGUAUGAGAACCAGCUUAACUUCAACAUAGCUGACUCUAAUACUGAGAUAAAUUGAAGGCCCUGAUUAUCUGUAUUAGGUGUGUUAAAUUAGUUCUGUACCUAAGCUCUGCAGGGUGGUAGAUCCCCAGGAGCAGGAUUGGACAGCCCUGAUCUAGGGGUUUCCGAGGGCCAGGUUGGGAAACACUGUCCUACCUUUUAUUGGUUUUUCAUUUGUUGAACUCCUGCCAAAACUUAAGUAUCUUUCCAUUAUUACCUUAGAAUUUUUCUUCAUUUUGAACACUAUAUUCAUGGCACUCCAUCACAUUGUGGCUUGCCCCUAAUGUAAGCUAUCCGAUAUUUUUUUGUUGUUGUUUUGCAAGCUCCGAUUUGAUUUGAGUUUGCCGUAUCCUGCACCAAUUUUUCUUUUUCUCGGCUAUUACCUGGAUGUAGUUCUGGUGGUAUUCUGCAUCUAAAAGCACAUCAUUGUUGCUGCAGGUAGACUUUUCUCUAAUAACCUCUUUCCCAUAUCCCUGACUGUAUGAUCUCCCUGGACAUUCCACUGUUACAUUAGCAGAGGCAGGUAAUUUUCUCAAGCUCCUGUACUUUUUUUUUUUUUUUUUAAAGGCUGCCAUUUUGGACACUAGAUAUCCCAACAUGACCGUCUGGAGUGAAUCCCAUUUAAACAUUUUUCAUAGGACCAAUUUUAGCUGCAACUUGGGAGUUAACAACUGCCCAAAGGCAUUAAGCAUUGAAAAGGAAGACUGCUGUUUGUUGGUUAACUCCAAAACAAUAACUGAUAUUGAAAUGACAGUAAUGUUUGCUGCUGAACUUAGCGUUAGUUUGACGGAGCGGCAGUCUCCUCACUUUGUCAACUGUUUCGGUAAUUUUUUUUUAAUUAACGAUUGCAUCUGACCUUGUAAUCCCUUGCUGUGGAGAGAACUGUGGAAUAAAUUGCUCUGUGCUCUAUUCAUCUGUGAUACUAAAAUGUCUGUCAAAGCAUGGUACUAAACAUGCCCAAUGUGUAAAAAGAGAAAGGAAGAAAAAAAAAAGAGAAGCAAUUCACUUACACUUGCAGGGAAAUGGUGUUGGUUGGAAAAAAGAGCCUUGCUGUUUUGUGGAAAUUUAUACAAAUUCUGUGCACCCGUGCCAUAAUUUAGAGAUGGUCUGUUGCUGUUUUGGAUUGCAUUUUAACCUAUGCCCAAAAAGAUAAGAUCAAAUGGCACUUGAGUGUGAGCUCAAAAUGUUAAGGCCUUGUUGAGUAUGUACCAAUUACAUCUAAUCUUGCUGAUUUUUAUGUUCUUUCCCUAAACUUUUUUUUCUUAUUUGGGAUACGGUAGAACAUCAGAUUUAAUAUGCAUAAGAAAUGCCAUAAAAUUGAGGGGGGGAUAUAUGACCCUUGUUUACACACAGAUCAAAUAAAUUUAUUCCAACCAGAUGAA